Molecule: messenger RNA, 2253 nt
Organism: Phaedon cochleariae (mustard beetle)
Lineage: Eukaryota; Metazoa; Arthropoda; Insecta; Coleoptera; Chrysomelidae
Source: the annotation of a GenBank genome assembly
AUGGCUGGUUUUCAAUAUGAUCCCGCAAUUGAUUUCAAAAACAUUGCGUUCACUAAGUCGGAUUUAGAGAACCUACUCCCGCAUUGGAAUACAAGAAUAAAGGAGAUCUAUCAGUACAAAAAAAACAAUGCCAUAGAAAUACAGUUUCUUAUUGCUGCAAAGACUGUGAGUGAGGUCAAGCAGUGGCUAAAUGAAUAUGAGGAGAAAACAAAAUGCACAUACUCAAUUCGAUCUACUGACAAAUGUUCAGGAACAAAGGUGAGGUUGAAACAAAAGCUCAAUUGCCGGCACAAUACCAGAACCAGGGACAAAUCCAAAAGAUCAAGAAAUACUAAUUGCCCUUCAUCCAUCCAUAUAACUUUGAGAGCAAUACCAAGAAAGUACAGAGGAAUAGACAAGACAAAUGCACCAGACCCUGAUAUGCCUUGUUUAAUCAAGUUGAUUCCAAAUCAUAAUCAUCCAACUUCUGGUGCUGAAGCCUUGAGGUAUAGGCGGGUGAGUGAUGAAACUAAUGACAAAUUAAUUAACCUAUUUGAAGCUGGACACUCACCUUCAAGUGCAAUUGAAUCUCUCAAAAUGGAAAUCAAGAUGAGAUGUGACUAUGAUGAUAUUCUUGCUGACAGAAGUACUUUUCCUGAUUAUUCAUACUGCUAUCAUUUGUACAAGAGAACAUUCAAUGAAAAAUAUGUGCCAAUGGAAGUAUCCCAUGAGUUUUUGGAGAAAAAAGUUGAAAAAUUCAAUGAAGACAACAAGGUUAAAAGUGCAGGGAUUAAAUUCAUAGAUGAUGACUAUGUGAUAUGUUUAUGCCCGCCUCUGAUGCAAAGAGUCCAUGAAACCGUCGAAGAGGCAUCAGAGAUCGUUUUCAUGGAUUCGACAGGCACUACCGGCGGUGACAGCAACCGAGUCUACGUCCUACUGACAGCGAAAAGUUAUGUCAGUUUGCCUCUCGCCAUUCUCAUAAUGACAUCCGAGUCCAGCCAUCUGAUUGCCAUCGGCUUCCAGCUCUUGAAGGACAUACUGGGCGAUAAAGUUUUCCACGGCAGGGUAAACGGCCCCACUUUUUUCAUGAUCGGGGACUCAGCGGCAGAGCAGGCUGCUAUUCAGGCUGAAUGGCCUGACAGCACCGAUAUGCUGUGUUCGUUUCACGUGUUGCAGUGCGUUUGGAAGUGGCUGAUGAAUUCGAAAAACGGAGUGCAAGUGGACCAUCUGCAUACACUUUUCGAGGGGUUCAAGAAGAUCAUGUAUGCCAGCGACGAAGCAGCCUGCUCUGCAGCUUAUCAAGUUGCUCUGACUGAAUCGGGGAAAUGUCGUGGAUACCAAUCAUUCCUAGAAGAGUACUGGGGCAGAAGACCCCUUUGGGCUUUGUGUUACCGGGAUUGUUCGAAACGAAGGGCAAAUGCAGAUGAAAUUAAUGAAGCUGCCAUGCGUUUACUCACAGAAAAAAUCUUCGAAGGAAUCAAAACAUUCAAUCUGAUCCAAGUGGUGGAUUUUAUGAUAAACACAUUCACUUCUUAUUAUGAAAGAAGCAUUUUGGAUGCUGCUCACAAUAGGAUAGAAAAUAACUUACUGCAUCAGAUAUUCAGCCCGCCUCCAAAACGAGGAAUAGUAGCUGGCAUACAACAUUUGAGUGAUAAUAUUUAUCUUGUACCCAGUGAAAAAAACUCUGAUGACUUAUACAUUGUUAGUUCUGAAGUUUUAAUUUGUACAUGUAGCCAAGGCAAGAACAUUUUUGUGUGUAAGCAUAUCGGUUGGAUUUGUUGUUAUCUGAAACCGGAAAAAUUCAUUGAAAAGACUGAUAGUGAGAAGCUGAGAAGGAAAUACUAUUUCAUUGCCACUGGCAUUCAUCCCCACACGAAUUGGCCGUAUUACGGGGCGAACCUGAGUGACAAUUUCAACAUAUUAACGUCCAUGGAAACUGAUUCUGACAAUAUGGAUACGGAUUCUUUAAAUGGGAACAAGGAUUCGCGGGAUUCAGAAGAAAAGCGAAAGUUUCUUUCAAUAGGCAGGGAAACCAUAAAUGAGAUGAACCAUCAAUUCUAUCAGUAUUUAGAGCUGUCUCCACAGAAAGUUUCAAAGGCCUUGAGAGCUUUUAAUAAGGAACUUAAACAAAUUAAGACCGCCUCGGAAUUUGUAAGAUCUUUUCAUGAUUUCUCCUCAGGUACGAAUCCGAGGGAAACAGAUACAGAAUCUGGUGGACUACAAUGGCUGCAUUCCCCAAAGAAUUCAGAUGAAUAUGAAUUAAAUAGUGAUUGA